UUGCAUUCGAGAAUAUAUUUUACUACGCCAAACCAAAGGAAUUGACAAUCGAUAUAAGACUCAGAGUUCAGACUGAUCAUCAAAAUGGUCUGACUAAUUAUAGACGGUAAGUCGUGCCUUAUAAUCAAACGUUCAAAUGAAACUGUGUGGAUUUUCAUAGUUAAUAUAUACUUCGUCAUUGAUAAACAAGAUCGACGGUUCGGUCAUACAUACGAUCCGACUUUAAUGCCACCGAAACGUUCACGUAAAGGUAAUUGUAAAAUUUAUAGUUAUGAAUGUAUUAUAUAAUAUUGUAAUUAGAUAUGCCACGAUAAAUAUGAUAUGAGCAUCAUGGUAUAUGAACAUAUAUACCCAAAACCAAGUCAAAGUCGGCAUGGAAUACCUUAUCGGCCACAGUCAGACCACAGCGGGCACAGUGUAAGUUAGCACAUAGCCUAGGCGUCAUAGCCAUAGGAGGAGGUGCAAUGAAAUAAAACGAUGAUAGACAUCGUCAUCGUCCAUCGAACAUGUUUAAUUUUUAUACAUUUUAGCAGUAAACUAUAGAAAUUUUAAAACAUUUUAGCAGUAAACUAUAGAAAUUUAUACAACGAUAUAAACUAUUAUUACUGAACGGAGUACAGAAACAUUCUUUCAAUAAGGCCAGCUUUCCGCCUUACAAAGACAAAAAAUAUCUAAUUUUUUAAAAUCGCAAGUUAUUUAUUAUUAAAAGACGUGACAAGUAGUAUAAAUUUGCAUAUCUUAAGAAGGCUGAUAUCUAAAGGCCAGUAUAGAUGUCGACAAACAGAAAACGUCAUGAUCGAUGCCGAUGGCGAUGGUUUAUUUCGAAAAAUGGGUUUCAUUAAAACCAAAAUGAAAGACCUCAUAUAAAAACAGACAUAUCGACCAACGGAAAACACUGACGAUAGUUUAUUUCGAAAGUUGAAGUUCCAUUAAAACAAAAUGAAAAAGACUUUAACUUUUUGUCUUACUAGUAAUUUACUAUAAAAACAGACAUGAUGCAGCAAACUAUGCAUCAAACAGCUUUAUUUUCACAUCAAACCCAAGCUAGAAGUUUAUACAACGACUUUAUACAGAGACAUUCUUUGAAGCUUUAUUUACAAUGAUAUUUAAAAUUUUGUAAAUCGCAGGUGAAAAGACGUCACAACAGACACGAUUAGGUAGCAAUUUACAUAUUUUAAGAAGGCUCGCUCAUGGCCAUGGGCAUGGCUGAUAUCUAAAACGUGUUGGUUUAUUUCGAAAAAUGGAGUUUCAUUAAGACCAAAAUGAAAACUGAGACUUUUUCAUAAGGCCACUACAAGUUAAUCUUUAGUUUCUGGUCCGGCCUUACCUUCGUUUACGACGCGGGCGGGUGGGUGGUUAGGACUAUAGGACAUAAUUACAAUUGUGGCUUUGCCCACAUUUUUGUGGUCCUUCUUGUCCCUUUUCAUGCUAAUUGUAUCAAAUAUUAUGAAAUUUUACAUAAAUUGCAUUGAUAUUACUUAUAAAUCGACAUGCAUGCAUGACAGAUUACAAAGGAUUUUACGUAUGAAAAUGAUCUAUUAAUAUUUCUAGUUUUUUUUACUUUGUAAUCUCGAUAAGGCAGCGGUUUUUACCAUUCAAUACUACAUUUUGCUAGGUCUUUUUAGUGUAAAUUGAAUAUUUAUCGUUCUAUAAGUUAAAUCCUUCGCGAAAAUUUUCAAGAAUUAGAAAUUAAUUGUAAACAACAAAAUAGUCCUGAAAUAAUACUUUACGGAGAAAGGACGCGGGCGGCGGACCAGAAACUAAAGAUUAACUUGUAGUGACCUAAUCUAGUUUGAUGGCGAAUUCGAAUACCAAUUGGCAGGUUUUGGCACACGAUUAUGACACAAGUCAACUUUGUCUGAUUGGAAAUGCUGUGCCUUGCGCGUGCAGCCAUAUUGUAUAUCGCUAGUGUCUCCAUAGAACCCAUUAUAAAUACAGAUCAAUUUGGUUCAGUGAAUAAAAAAAUCAAAGACUGUGUUGUAGACUUGUAGUUAUGGCAAAAUGGGCGUUGUGAAAACCUGGAAUAUCACGAAAUAUGGCGGAAUUAAUAUCACAGUAUUUUCCGAUGGUAGCCAACAUAUUUUAUUACAAAAGUGAUGGGUAACAAACAAUAACUCUUUACUGGAAGUUUUAUACGUUGUUUAUAUGAUUAUUACGAGUGUUCACCAAAAAUUUUGAAUUGCGUCUUGAAAAAUAAAAGUCGAACGCCUUCAACUGUGUUAUACACAAAAUUUACUGUUAAAAAUUCUUGGUUAAGGUUAAGACGGGACUUUUUACCUGAUAUAAACGAGAAUUUAAACAUCUUGGCUCAAACUUGCCUUUAUUUUAGCAUUUGAUUUUUGGAUAUAAGUGCUUGGCGGUAUAAAAUUGACCAUUUUAAAGCGAAAUAUUUCGCCUGUUUUUUUUUAAUUGCGACCACUCGAAUAAAUUAUUUCUACUUGAUUGCUCACAAUUCAAAAAAACAGGCGAAAUAUUUCGCAUUUCGCUGACAAAAAGCGCUCGUACGUGUUAUCAGGGCUUAAAGCCCUGAUCAGGGCUUAAAGCCGUAAUCAUGAAAUCACAUAUCCCCUCGUUGCCUCAAAAUAACCAAAACAUAUUCCGUGAUAUUCCGCCAUAUUCCGUAAUAUUCCAGCAUUCCGGGUUUUCACAACGCCCAUGGCAAAACUGCAAUAAAUGCAUGUAUGUUAUUGACCAUGACUUCAUGAGCGAGAGGUCCAGACUGUAGGAUAUUAGUCGAGUUUUUUCUCAAACGAACAACUAAGAACAAGACUAAGUAAUAUCUUGUCUGGACUGAACAAGCUCAGUCAAUAAGUUAGUUAUUACAUGCAGGGCAUGGCUAAAAGCAAGAGCAUGCAUUCAGUGCCAUUAUUUCAACAUCGAAAACCCCGGAAUUCAAGUUAACUUUCUGUUAACAAUUUUUUAUAAAGAUAAAACGAUAACAACAUUUUUUAGAUAUUAAAUAUAUAAUUAUCGUAUUAAAUAUCGAAAACAGAGCAGUUUUUAGUCCAGUUUUUACGGUUAAGUUAGUUUGCCGAAAAAGCCCGCGUUCAAUGACAAUUAAUGGCGGUAAAUAUCACCCUGUCAGCAUUUCAAGUGUUAUACUGAAAAGCGUUUUAUACGUAUUAAACAACGUUUUAACACCAGCUAGAGUAGAAUAGUCUAAGUUAUUUUAUAUAAAAAAAAACUUACCAAGGUCGCAUAUUUAUAGUCUUUUCUACUGGGAAAAGAGUUAUUCAGGGGCGUAAAUGUGUGAGUGUGUGGGGGUGGUUCACCCCACCCCCCACCCCCAGUGAAAUGAUCCAGUCGGUCUCAAACUACGUGCAGUCGGUCUCAAAAUUAUGCGUUUGUUUACAUGCAGUGCUCUGCGAAGCAAAUUAAAUAUUUUCGAAACUCGAGAUAGACUAUUGAGUAUUGAGUUGGAAAUUUGCUCAAACGGAUCAAACAGCUCAAAAUAUUAAGAAAUAUUACGUACUUAUUUCGCGAGUUUAUGAACGAAUUAUCAUUCAAAACACGCGCAAAGGGAUGAAGUUUCCAUUUACUUUCCAAACAUGGAGAUAUCUAUAUGUCACGAUUACGUGUUGGCAUCACUUUUGGCAUGCACUUUUAUUUGGAAUUUAGGUUCUGCAAGGUCAUUCACGGGUGAUAUUCUAUAUUAGCGAAAAUUUUAAACCCCCAAAAUCAGACUCCAAAAUGCGAUGAAUCUCGAUCAAAAUAGCUAACAUUAGUUACAAUAUUUCUCCGGUCCCCUAAACUAUAUUUUUAAGAUGUAAAGUGCAAAAACGAAUUUCUAGCCGAGUUAUAUUAGGAAGUAUGUUCACGAAAGAGUUUUAUGUGCCUACUGCAAUCAAGAAAUUCGAUCAGUGAACGACGCACUGGUCAGUUUAUCUGAAAUCACGGAGCGAAAAAUUGUUUCCACUGACUAGGCGAUGUUUCCAAUUGUUGCUUACAGUCAGGCCCAUAACUAGGUAUAUGAGUCAAUUGAGUUCAAGUUCAAUGACAGACUGUAGUUCUCUCCAUGUAAAGAAGCAUUAUUCUUGCCGUACAGUGACGUAAGAAAUGGGAGGCUGUAUGGGUGCACAAGUACCCCAAUAACAAAAGUGCGGGCCAGCGCCGAAAUAUUACAACAAUUGAGCACAAACACUUUUUUAUUAUGCACCUGAUCAAUGAUGUUCGACCAAAAAUGUAAUUCUUAGCCUCAGGAUUGGCCGAAAACUACAGUAUAAAAUUAUAGUCAUUGUGUCACUGUUUGUGAAAUUUCGUUUGAACUGCUCCCAGAAUGCAGAAAAUAGCGUUUCUAAGCCUUAGAAAAUCAAAAAUGUUCUGGGGGAGCAUGCCCCCAGACCCCCCAGAAGUGUCUCGGUCAAUCAAAAAUCCUAUAGUUACGCGCCUGACAGUUCCUGUAACAUCCGCAUCAGCCGAGCGCAGCUUUUCAAAGCUGAAAUCAGUGAAAACUGUAUGUGUUCAGUAAUGAACCAGGAACUCCUCGGUGAACUCUUGACUCUUUGCGUGUAAGCGCGAUCUAACAGACACGAUCGAUCUUGACGAAAUCGCUAAUCCGUCAAACCUGACUAAGCGCGGACACUUAAUAAAAAUAUAGCGUUUCACAGCAAACUGUACUUGUUUUUCCAAAACUCCUAAUAAAUGCCAUCAAUUUCCAUGCUUUGUACUCAAUUUUAUUGCAACACACCAACUCACCAAGAGUUGGUCUGGAUUCACAUUUCAGUGGUGAGUCGGUCACAUUUCGUGAUUACAUCCUCCCAGUCAAAAUCGUGUGUCCGCCCCUGCAGGUUACCUACCGCUCAAGAACCAAUCAAAAUGCUACAUUUUUAAAUGAACCGUCUCGCCAUAAGAAUAAUUUUUCUUACAGUUCCUAGACUUUAUUUCAGUUGUCAGUGUUAAAUACAGAAUGUAAAUUAGUGAAAAGAAUAUGCCUGCAAAUCUAUAAAGCAAUUUUCAUUAUUAUAUAGCAAGUGUCAAUGAAAGUUCAAGUUUCAAUUUUAUUUUGUUUUCCACUUCAAGCGUAACGUACCGACACGUAUCAAAACAAAUAGUUUAAAUUUCAAAAUUUAGUGAAUUUUGAUUUGUUAAUACUUCCGUAGUACGCUUAAAAGUUGACUUGCGACGAACUUUUUAUUUUAAUACGCGAAUCAAUCGGAAGUUCGUAAAUAUGAAAACCCAUCUUCAAACUGCGCAUGCUCACCGGUACGUUACGGUACGAUACGGACGAAGUGGAAAACGGGCUUUAAAGCCUGUUUUCCACGUCAGCCGUAUCGUAACGUACCGUAGCAUUUUCUUUUGUGUCGAAGUCAUUAGUUUCACACUACCGCUCUAAAAGCCUAAUUCCACGACGAGCGAAAUGCGAAAAAUUUCGCGCGAAAAACACUUGUGCGAAAAUUUUCUCCCGUAGCGAUUUCCACAGUAGAGAAAAAAAUCGCCAAAACACAAGCAUUUGAUUGGUUUCGCUAUUUUGUGAUCCAAAACACAAGCAUUUGAUUGGCUUCGCUAUUUCCAUUUUGCAACAGAGUAGAAACGAAUUCAACUAUCCGGUGAAGAGAAAUAUUUCGCAGAGAAACAUUCCAAAAUCAUGUUGCGCAUGCGUUCAACCUUUUAGCGCGAAAUUUUUCGCAUUUCGCUCGUCGUGGAAUUAGGCCUUUAGUGGAAUUCACAAGUUACAUAAAGCUUCUAAAGUUCACAAAUGCCUAGUAACAGCUUACGUAGAGGUACGAAAUUUCAGGAACAUCCGGUUUUCUCCAUGCAUGAGUUAAAUUAAAGGUUAUCCUACGGAUAGUUAAACGCGGUACUAGUGGUACUAAACGGGCUUCGCACAACGCAAUUUUAUCGGUCAUUUUAUCGUACGCUGCAUGGAUAGUGCUAUAAGAACGUCUGCGAGGGAGACUACAUGGAUAGCGGAAGAAAUACGCUGCGUAAUUCGGUACGAUAUACGAUUGAAGUGGAAAACAGGCUUCUUAAGUGAUAAAUAAUACCUCCCAUACGUGCCUGAAAUAGAUAAGCGCCAUAGGAAGGAUUUAGAAUAUUAAAUUCUGAUGAAUACAUAUUGAUGUUUAUCCAGCGAAUGCACAGUAGGAAUCAAUAUACUAUACAGUAUAUAGCGCAAUUUAGUUGAACAUGACUAUUCCUGUGAUACAAUGAUUGUCAAUGUCAAAAGCACAGCAGUACGAAUGAAUUCACGGGGGAGCAUAGCCCUAGCCAGUUUCUUCAACAUCCGGUCCUUGCAUAAAGAAAACCAUUAUAACCAACUCUGCUGAAAUGUUCAAUAUGAUAAUUUAAAUUUAGCUAAAUUCAGGAUUCAAAUUAUUUUAACAACUAUAUACGGUAUAAGUUAUUUAAACCAUCAUCGUGCAAGGCAAAAAGUUGACAAAAACACUGAAAACAGUAAGUUGAAAACUGCUAUAAACAUUUAGGAAAAUUGCUGAACCUAGCUAACAAGUUCUUUGGUGUAAGAUAAUGGAGAAGAGGGACUGUGAAUUUAAGUUUCUAUAGUAAGUGGGAGUAAAUGGGCGUCAGAUGCUGUGGACCAACGAGGUCACGGGUGUAAAUAUAUACUCGUAAAUAUACCAUGCAGACUAUAUACACAAAUAGUAUAGAAGGUCUCGUAUAGAAGGAUGGGUUUUAAGGCUAAUUGUAUCUAAUUCUAUUUUUCGAUCUGUAUUCACACGUGCACCUUUUAUUCGUGCAGCUGGUUUAAAGGGUUUACAUGAAUAUGCGGAGUGCAUGCCGGAAUGCCGGAGUGUUGCAUGAAAAUGCGGAGUGUUGAAAAUACAGAGUGUUCUCAUUUUCUUUAAAAAUUGUUUACCUGACUGUUACUCAGUCUCCCCUUCGAUAAACUACCAAUGGCAUAUUAAAAGUUCUAAUAACUGUCACUAAACUUUCUUGUAUACAGAGCCUUUUAAACUAUAAUCUAUCUUAGGCGUUUAGUGGUAGCUGGUAUUGUAAGCAAACGAAAGCGCGAGAGAUAGAGUGUGAGGUCAACCUGAAACAUCAUUGUGAGAUUUACUGUAUGUAUGGUAGCCUACAGUCUUUUUAAGUUCACAACUUCAAGGUCAUAAAGAGUAUUGAAAUUCUCGUUGAGUCCAUGCAUUAUUCGUGAAAAAAUCCGGGUGCCACCCUCAGUCAAGUAAAACUAUAGUGCACAAGAUAACUCUCUAGUACAACAAUAAUUAGUUAUGCAUGGAUCUCAUUAAUGAUGUAGUCCAGCAAAAAAAUGUCUGGCAUGAAAAAAUGAGUCCUAUAGUUAUUUAUUCGAGUCCGAAUUUCAUAAAUAUAGUUCCUUGAGUUUGAGUUUUGUCGUGUGUUGUAAAUUGUAAAAUGCAAAGUUGCUUAACUGAUUAACCCAUUUUCGUGCUAAGGAAAACUAAGGAAAAUAUCACUAGUAUGAAGUUCGACUCUAGGAAAAGAGACUCCUAAUUAUGUUUUAAGAGAAUAGAUGGAAAAUAAUUUGUCUGUGUUCAACACUCCGCAUUUUCAACAUUCCCGAACUCCGCUUAUUAAUGUAAACCGGUUGGGUUGGCCGAGUUAGAGCGCAAGUUCAAAUACAUGAAUAAUUUCAAAGUCUGCAAUAUACCCCGAACUGUAUCAGGGAGAAUUUUGUAAAAAUUAUAUGAAGCUUAUAAGCCAAUGUAACUUAUAUAUAUACUGUCAUUGUCAUUUCAGCUGGCAACUAUGUCGCCAAGAAGAUUUCCAACUUAUUCUCACGGAAUUCAUCAAACAGAGAGGAGGAAGACAAGGAGGAAGCACAAUCUUACCCAGUUCCAACUUACGUUUGUCCGCUAAAUAA
Paramuricea clavata is the source of this 7795-nucleotide messenger RNA. Lineage: Eukaryota; Metazoa; Cnidaria; Anthozoa; Malacalcyonacea; Plexauridae. The record is from the annotation of a GenBank genome assembly.